AUGCUCGAUGAUUUCAAAAUCGAAACCGUGGUAGUGGGCUUAGAGGUUGCGACACUGCUUGUCACCUUAGAUGUAGUGACAGGGACGGUUGAGGACAAAGCGGUAGUACUCUGCUUGCUCGUUGGUGCAACAGAGGAGCUAGACUUUGUACCAGUCUUUGUGGACGAGACGAGUGAACCUGAUGAUUUCGAAGAAAUACUGGUUGUUUUACUAACCAAAGAACUUGUGGUAGGCUUGCUCGCUGUGCUUGAAGACUUGACGACCGAAGUUGAGAAUCCUUGGCUUGUCGUUGAUUUAGUGGAAAUCUUAGACGAGGUAGAAAUACCCGUAGUGGCAGUUCUUGAGGAAGUGUUUGCUGUACUUGUCUUAGUUGAAAGACCACUUGACGACGAUUUGCCAGUUGAUAGUGUUCGCGAUGAAGUUUUGGAAGCCGAAGGCGUGUUGGUUGUCUUCGAGCCAACCGAGACAGAUUGGGUGCUCUUUGAGGAUGAAGCAAUAGUUGCCGUGGUCUUGGAGGUAGAUCCUGCAGUCACGGAUUUAGUAGUCGAAGCAUUUUGA
Exophiala bonariae is the source of this 558-nucleotide messenger RNA. RefSeq lists its product as uncharacterized. Lineage: Eukaryota; Fungi; Ascomycota; Eurotiomycetes; Chaetothyriales; Herpotrichiellaceae. The transcript has a single exon. The coding region runs from base 1 to 558 and encodes 185 amino acids. The record is from RefSeq and is a predicted model, not a curated record.